UCAUUCUAUCCAAAGUAAUGCAGAUGUAGAUUGUAGAGGAACCAUAUUCAUCUUGGCGCUUCUUUUUUUGGCAAGUGUUCCAAAAUCUCAGGAACCAUCAACCAUGGUUAACACCUCCAAACUAUUUCCCCUUUUUGGAUUGUGUCCAUUCCCAACUCAAAGCUCCACCAUGAAUGCCCAAACCCGAAACCCUCGCUCCAAAACCCGAAAGAAGCCAUCGUCGUACGGCGCUUCUAGAAGAUCAGCUCUCAAGAAAACCUUCACUCAGGAACAGGUCACCUUCACCGCCCCGCUCUCCCCCGACCCACUCGUCGCCAUAAUCGGCGGCGGCAUCUCCGGCCUCCUCUGCGCCUCCUUCCUCGAACAACGCGGCGUUCGCUCCACCGUUUUCGACACCGGUGUUCAUGGUCUUGGUGGAAGAUUGGGAACGAGGGUUGUUGAUCGUAAUUCGUUGGUAUUUGACCACGCUGCUCAGUUCUUCACUGUCAAUGAUUCUCGUUUCGCUGAGCUGGUUCAUGAUUGGAUCGAUAAGGGUCUUGUCUCAGAGUGGAAGGGUCCCAUUGGAGAGCUUCAGAGCGGUGGCAACUUUGUUCCUUUCCCAUCAUCUCCUCCAAGAUACAUUGCCACUCAUGGAAUGCGUUCCCUUGCUGAUUCUUUACUUGCUCAGGCUCGCAUGGUUAAUGUGGUGAGACCGUGCUGGGUCAGCAAGCUCGAGCCCUUCAAUGGGAUGUGGCACUUGAGUGAAAAUGGGAAACCUUGUGGCCAGUUCGAUGCUAUUGUUAUUGCACACAAUGGAAAAUGUGCGAAUCGCUUGCUCAUGACAUCAGGGUUACCUUUAAUUGCAAAACAAAUGAAGAGAUUGGAACUGAGUUCAAUAUGGGCCCUUCUAGCGGCAUUUGAGGACCCUCUUCCUUUUUGGGAUGCCACAGAAGUUCCUUUUGAAGGAGCUUUUGUGCGAGGAGUUGAUUCAUUGUCAUGGAUGGCCAAUAAUACAAAGAAACUACAGAAUUCUCAUAAUGGUGGUCCUCACUGUUGGACCUUCCUGAGCACUGCUGCUUAUGGAAAACAGAACAAGGUUCCUCAGGAAAACAUCCCUGCUGCUACAUCAUCAAGGGUAACGGCAGAAAUGCUAGAGAGUGUUGAGGCUGCUCUUGGACUAUCAAAAGGGUCACUUCCAAAGCUGUCUUAUACCAGGCUCCAAUUAUGGGGUGCAGCCCUCCCUACAAAUACACCUCGAAUUCCUUGCAUCUUUGAUCCCUUUGGAAGGGCUGGGAUAUGCGGUGAUUGGCUGCUAGGUUCUAAUAUAGAGUCAGCAGUACUGAGUGGAAUCGCUCUGGCUAACCACAUUGCAGACUAUUUUCAAAGCACUGGAGCUGAUCCUGCAGAAUUUGCAGUCGGUUUAAAUCAAGAGUUCCAACCACUGGAAGGCCAUGAUAUUGGACAAUUCCCAGGUUUGCGGUCAGAUGAUAAGAUAGAUGAAGCACAAUUAUACGAACUUGCAAAAUAGGCCAUGGUGCUCAUGAUCACGAAGGUCUCUUCUCUGGAAGCAUAAAAUUCAUGACAGGUUUGAUAUCAUAUCCAUGCAAAGGAAACCCCUGCUCCCCAGCGGGGAAAGUAUUAACGUUAGAGAUUCAACUAGAAAUUGCAACUCUACUUAGGGGAAAAGGGGCCUUAUUAUCUCCCUUAACAGCCACAUGACAUGAAAAUAUGAUACAUGAUUGUAAUUAACUUGUAUAUUUUCAAGCAAUUAAAAUUUUGUAAAAUUUUCUUCACUUAAAAA
This is a messenger RNA of Arachis duranensis, 1780 nucleotides long. RefSeq lists its product as uncharacterized. Lineage: Eukaryota; Viridiplantae; Streptophyta; Magnoliopsida; Fabales; Fabaceae. The transcript has 8 exons. The record is from RefSeq and is a predicted model, not a curated record. Bases 104 to 1507 code for a protein of 467 amino acids.